This is a messenger RNA of Ochotona princeps (American pika), 2768 nucleotides long. RefSeq names its product N-alpha-acetyltransferase 35, NatC auxiliary subunit (gene NAA35). Gene Ontology annotation, cellular component: NatC complex. The transcript has 23 exons. Bases 252 to 2429 code for a protein of 725 amino acids. NCBI's taxonomy places the organism in Eukaryota, Metazoa, Chordata, Mammalia, Lagomorpha, Ochotonidae. The record is from RefSeq and is a predicted model, not a curated record. Gene Ontology annotation, biological process: N-terminal peptidyl-methionine acetylation.
GGGCUGGGCGGAGAGGGGAGGGGGCGGCGGCGGCCGAGGCAGAGGCGGCGUCGUCCUCGCCGUGGUCCGGACGGUGCGUGGCGGCGCGGGUGGCCACGGGAGAAGGAGGUAGGGACCGCCCCUGCGGUGCUAUCGAGCCUCUCUGCGUUGGCGCGUCGGAGGGCCGCGGCCCCCUGCCCUCCCCACAGCCCUGGGCGUCUGGCGGACCCCGGGACGCCGGGUCACCCUGCGGGCCCCGCGCUGCAGGCAUAAUGGUUAUGAAAGCUUCAGUGGAUGAGGAUGAUGCAGGAUGGGAGCUCAGUAUGCCAGAAAAAAUGGAGAAAAGCAAUACAAGUUGGGUGGAUAUAACUCAAGAUUUUGAAGAAGCUUGUCGAGAAUUAAAGUUGGGAGAACUGCUUCAUGAUAAGCUAUUUGGUCUUUUUGAAGCUAUGUCUGCUAUUGAAAUGAUGGAUCCCAAGAUGGAUGCUGGCAUGAUUGGAAACCAAGUUAAUCGAAAGGUUCUCAAUUUUGAACAAGCUAUCAAGGAUGGCACCAUUAAAAUUAAAGACCUUACUUUGCCUGAAUUGAUAGGGAUCAUGGAUACCUGUUUUUGCUGCUUGAUAACCUGGUUAGAAGGCCAUUCCUUGGCACAGACAGUAUUCACGUGCCUUUACAUUCAUAAUCCAGACUUUAUAGAAGAUCCUGCCAUGAAAGCUUUUGCUUUGGGAAUCUUGAAAAUUUGUGAUAUCGCAAGGGAAAAAGUAAAUAAAGCUGCUGUUUUUGAAGAGGAAGAUUUUCAGUCAAUGACUUACGGAUUUAAAAUGGCUAACAGUGUGACAGAUCUUCGAGUUACAGGCAUGCUAAAAGAUGUGGAAGAUGACAUGCAAAGAAGAGUAAAGAGUACUCGAAGUCGGCAAGGAGAAGAAAGAGAUCCAGAAGUUGAACUAGAACACCAGCAGUGUUUAGCAGUAUUCAGCAGGGUGAAAUUUACUCGUGUGCUGCUGACAGUGCUGAUAGCCUUUACUAAGAAAGAGACCAGCGCUGUUGCAGAAGCUCAAAAAUUGAUGGUACAAGCAGCAGAUCUCCUUUCUGCCAUUCAUAAUUCAUUGCAUCAUGGCAUCCAGGCCCAGAACGAUACUACAAAAGGAGAUCAUCCAAUUAUGAUGGGUUUUGAGCCCCUUGUUAACCAGAGAUUACUACCACCCACCUUCCCUCGAUAUGCAAAAAUAAUUAAAAGGGAAGAAAUGGUCAACUAUUUUGCAAGAUUAAUAGAUAGAAUAAAAACUGUUUGUGAGGUUGUGAAUUUAACAAAUUUACAUUGUAUCUUGGAUUUUUUCUGUGAAUUUAGUGAACAAUCACCAUGUGUUCUUUCAAGAUCUCUGUUACAGACCACUUUCCUGGUGGAUAACAAGAAGGUUUUUGGAACUCAUCUCAUGCAAGACAUGGUGAAAGAUGCACUUCGGUCUUUUGUCAGUCCUCCGGUGCUUUCCCCUAAGUGCUGCCUAUAUAAUAACCACCAGGCUAAGGACUGUAUCGACUCUUUUGUUACUCACUGUGUUCGGCCAUUCUGUAGUCUUAUUCAGAUCCAUGGACACAACAGGGCCCGACAGAGAGAUAAGCUGGGUCACAUUCUUGAGGAGUUUGCUACCUUGCAGGAUGAGGCAGAGAAAGUGGAUGCUGCACUUCACACCAUGCUGUUGAAACAGGAGCCCCAGAGGCAACAUUUGGCCUGUCUAGGAACCUGGGUCCUUUACCAUAACCUGCGGAUCAUGAUACAGUAUCUUCUAAGCGGCUUUGAGUUGGAACUCUAUAGCAUGCACGAGUACUACUACAUAUAUUGGUACCUCUCGGAGUUCCUUUACGCGUGGUUGAUGUCCACCCUGAGCCGUGCAGAUGGCUCUCAGAUGGCUGAGGAGAGGAUAAUGGAAGAGCAGCAGAAAGGACGCAGCAGUAAAAAAACAAAGAAGAAAAAGAAAGUUCGUCCACUGAGCCGUGAGAUCACCAUGAGCCAGGCCUACCAGAACAUGUGUGCUGGCAUGUUUAAAACCAUGGUUGCAUUUGACAUGGAUGGCAAAGUACGCAAACCCAAGUUUGAGCUUGAUAGUGAGCAAGUCCGGUACGAGCACAGGUUUGCUCCUUUCAACAGUGUCAUGACCCCACCACCAGUGCACUACCUGCAGUUCAAGGAAAUGUCUGACCUCAAUAAAUAUAGCCCCCCUCCUCAGUCUCCUGAACUGUAUGUGGCAGCCAGUAAGCACUUUCAACAGGCGAAAAUGAUACUAGAAAAUAUUCCAAACCCCGACCAUGAGGUCAACAGAAUUUUAAAGGUUGCCAAACCCAACUUUGUGGUUAUGAAGUUGCUGGCAGGAGGACACAAGAAGGAAUCUAAGGUUCCUCCUGAAUUUGAUUUCUCGGCUCACAAAUAUUUUCCUGUUGUGAAACUUGUUUGAGAGUCUGAGAAGGUGCCGAGGAGGGCUAGAAUCUACUUUCAGAUUCCGCCGAGAGGAUCCAUCGUCUCCGUCUGUCUUACACAUAAUGUGAUGUGAAAUGGAUUUCUUGGAUAACCACCCAUCAUAAGGAACUUUUAGUUUGACAGCCUUAUAUGACAUGAAUGAAAACUGCUGUUUUAAAGUGGUUUAUUAUGUUCCAUGGAUGAAACUGGUCUUAUUGAAUGCAUUGAUGAACGCUAUAUGGUUUUAUUACAGAUUUAACCAUAAAUCAUUUUUUAUGAAUGACUGAGUGAAAAUAGUGUUUGUAAAGGUUAAUAAAUUUCUUGACAAAAAAACACA